Polyodon spathula (Mississippi paddlefish) is the source of this 1969-nucleotide messenger RNA. RefSeq names its product aquaporin 11 (gene aqp11). Gene Ontology annotation, biological process: transmembrane transport. The transcript is spliced from 3 exons. Gene Ontology annotation, cellular component: cytoplasm; membrane. Gene Ontology annotation, molecular function: channel activity. Bases 213 to 1022 code for a protein of 269 amino acids. NCBI's taxonomy places the organism in Eukaryota, Metazoa, Chordata, Actinopteri, Acipenseriformes, Polyodontidae. The record is from RefSeq and is a predicted model, not a curated record.
GCAGUAGCCACUUCCGUAUUUGAUAUAACCACACGUGUACAAUGUAGACCCCGACCUAGUACACGAAACGGGGGUAGUGCAAUGGACAAGAUGAAGGAUUGUGACACACUGUACUGCACGUCACAGUAGACGUGUCCAACGUUUUAGCCGAGUUGUCUUUUAAAACUCGUACAGAUGACAGUAGUCAACUAUAAGUAAUAUCCGCAUUUAAAAUGGCAACUAAUAUUAUCGAGGCUUCUAUAGCAUGUCUGGCAGUGACAGUGCUUUUCUGCGAAGUGGCAAGGCGGGUGGUAGUGAAAAUAACAUCCAAAGGGUACUAUGAAGGGUUAUUGAUGGAAAUAAUCUCGACUUUUCAGUUGUGCGCUUGCACUCACGAACUCAAACUGCUGGGCGAUUAUGGCAUCGUUGAUCAGCAAAUUGGUUUGACUCUGACUUAUGUCAUGACGGUGGUCCACCUACUUACAUUCGGAACAGCGACGUGCAAUCCCUCUGCUUCCCUGGAGCAAAUUUACCGAAGAAAAUUAGCUAUCAAAUCAGCGAUUUUGAGGAUUGCAUGUCAGUUUCUAUCAGCGGCGGUGGCAAAACUAGUUAUGCACUUCACCUGGUCUUUUGCAUUUUCUGAAUUGCAUGUGAGACACUCGCUGACUGGAUUUGACUGCAUCAGCGGGCUACACACCUCUUCAAUCUAUAAUGGAGCUGCUGUUGAAUUCUGCUGCGCUUUCGCCGUGCAGUCCGCAGUCAUCAAAAUUCAAGAAGUGAAGACAAAAUCUAAAGUUUUUUUCGUAGCUGCCGUGGUCACCUUCGUGGUGUUUGCAGGUGGUCAUCUGACUGGAGCAGUAUUUAACCCUGCCCUUGCCUUUUCCAUACAAUUUCCUUGCAGAGGAAACACUUUCCUGGAAAAUGCCACUGUCUAUGGGCUAGGCCCAAUGCUAGGUGUGAUUUCCUCGGUGUUGCUGUUUGACAAAGCCAUUCCUACGCUGGUGAGGAGAGCUGGACGAAAACCGAUCCUGAAGACAGAGUAAAGGGGGUCAGAAUGGAGUCUAUUCAGAAUCAAAACAUACAUUUCCAUCAGAAGAUUCCAAAAUACAAAACAAAAAAGCAAUUAACAAGAAAGUAGUGUUUUUUGUGGGUUUUUUUCACCUUUAGUAAUCUUUUUAAAUUUAUAUUCCUUCUUAUGCCAUUUACAUUUUGAAUUGUUUCAUUUCAGUGUCCAGUCACAGUCCUGGAGUGCCACUCCACUCCAGGUUUAACAAGGUAAAAUGGUAUAAUGCACAACUUCAGGGUCCAGGUGGAGGUUUAAUUAGUUAAUUAAACAAUUUAGAAAAGGGUUGGAACAAAGACCAGGAGUAGAAGGGCCAACUUUGGCCACCCCUGUGUUGCCUGUUUUAUAGAAUAUUAUAUGUGUUUUGAACAGUUCUCUGUUGCUAUUUCUACUCGGGUUACCAAGCUUAUAAUUAACAUCCCUUUUCAACUACAGGGACUGCUUCUGAAAAGACUCCUAAAAGCAAAAUUCCUAAAGUGGUUUUAGAAAUGGCCACUAGGGGGUGUGCAGGUUUGCUGGAAUUGAAAUGGUAGAUUUGGAGACACAACAACAGACAGUAGGGGAGUUUCCUUGUGUGGAUAUUUACACGUGAAGUGGCGGUGCACGGCUGGGAGAACAGCUCGAGAAGAUCUGGUUUGUAGCCGAAAAUAAUGGCCGCAGAGGGAUAGGGCAAAUCUCAAUCUCACACAGCAUAUGUGGAAGGUGUCUGGCUUAGAUCUGUAUACUCUGCAAUAGCUGGGUUGGACAGAUUCAUUAUAUACCUCUGGGUUAAUUAUUUUCUUUAAUUAAUAAGUAUUUUGAUAAAUUAGUUGAAAUAUUAUUCACUACCAACGAUAUGCUGCCUCACUAAUGGAUAUUUGAAAAACAAUUUGGGCAAGAGCAGUAAAACAUAUUAAACAGCCAGACACGAGGCGUUUAUCUAUUUAU